CACCCAUUCACUGCAGAGACACUGAUGCAAUGCUGCAUUUCUACAAACCUGAUGAAGAAACACACUCAUCCUGAUCAUGGAUGACCUGAGGAUGAACACAUUUUCAUCAAGUGUCCAUUUUGUGUGAACUAUCCCUUUAAGGACACAGAAAAUGUUGUUGUAGACUUUGGUUUCUGUUGGUACGGUUAAUAAUUUGUGUCAUAAUACACUAAGAGUGAAAUAACAGCAGUCAUAUUCACACACUUGUCUGCAGAGUCUCAGCAAAGUUAAUUUUAAUUCCAUCUGGAAAGAUCAGAGUACAUCUAAAAUGAGUUUCCAGGUCUGGUUUUUAGAUAGACGAAAGGGGACUACAAUAAAGGUUUCUGUGGCGAACUCUAAGGAGGAGUUCAAGAACACUACAGUUGAAGAAUUGAAAAGAAAACUCUUUUCUGAAGACAGCAGAUAUAAAGUCUGUGAACUUUACUGCAAUGGUGAGUGUCUGUUUCAUGAUCGGACACUUGGCUCUCAUGGCAUUAAACACAAUGAUGUUAUUAUGAUUGCUCCACCGAUGCUUCCACAAAGUCUCUCAUCUGAACAUGAACGUGAAGGUGAAUUCAUAUCCAGGACAGAAUCUAUGGAGAAAUUAACGCUGAAUAUGUAAAUGAUUAGACUCACAC
Carassius carassius (crucian carp) is the source of this 656-nucleotide messenger RNA. RefSeq lists its product as uncharacterized. Lineage: Eukaryota; Metazoa; Chordata; Actinopteri; Cypriniformes; Cyprinidae. The transcript has 3 exons. Bases 308 to 640 code for a protein of 110 amino acids. The record is from RefSeq and is a predicted model, not a curated record.